AUGCUUACGGAAGAAAAUGAUCCAAGACUUGGCAACCAACAGCAGCAAUGUCGAACAUCACAAAAUACUGAUCGUGAAUUGUCUGAUAGCAGUCAGACGCCGACGUCUUCCAAAUGGAAUAAUGGUAAUGAUUGCCACCAACUGCCACUUCACAGACUCGCACCCAGCAACCAACAACGACAGGAUCAUUAUGAUGUUGAAGAUCCAUUUAAUGCCACAAUGUACCACUUGAAAGAUGAGGAUGAUAAAGAAUCGGAGUUGUUGGAAGUAUGCUUUGGUAAGCUCCAAUUACAAACGGUUUUGAUGUACUUUGAAAAUAAAAGGUGUUCUGGAAGUGCAAGUGUAAUAAUACAUCAUGAGUUAGUUCAACCGGGAAAAGUACUCAUCGAAUUUGAGCAAGAAGGAGUUGCAGAACAUGUCUGUGCAAGACCACAUAAACUUGAGGGAAAAACUUUAGAAGUAACAUUAAUCGAGGAAUUGGGUCCUGCAGAAAACACCAUUGAAGUCACUGAAUUUACGUCUUCGAUUGGAGAAGAGGCGCUGGAGCUUUAUUUUGAGAACAAAAGAUCAGGGGGAGGAGAAAUAAUAGAAUCAAAAAUGAAUGAAGACAGAAGUAAAUUCACUGUUACGUUUGAAAAUGAAGAAGUUGUGCAUAGAAUUCUUGCACAUGAUCAUGUGCUAAGUGGAACAUUCCUGAAUGUUCAACGUCCAAAAAAAAUGUGGCAAUAUAAACAAGUGGACAAAUCAGAAGUGGAGGUGCAUGGAGAUACAUCUACAGAUUUACUAGAAAUGUAUUUUGAAAGUCGCACAAAAUCUGGAGGUGGUGGUAAUGAGGUCAACGUUGUGUUCCAUGAAAAUAAACAAAUAUGGACUGUCAAGUUUGACAAUGUAGAGAUUGCUGAUAGAGUUCUUAAAAAAUCUCAUCGACUGAACAACAAAGAUAUUAAGGUAUCAAGACCAGAGCCAAAGAGAAUUGUUGCAUGUAAAUCUCCUUCAAGUGAUACUGAUGGGAAAGAGGAGGAAGAAGACAUACCUUUGGUGGUAGAAAAUGUGAACACGUGUAUAUCUGAAGAACACUUGAAGUUGUACUUUGAAAGUCAUGAAAAGUCUGGCGGAGGACCAAUUGUUUUAAUGCAGAAAAACCAAAAAGUGGAUGGUAACUGGACCAUACAUUUUCAGAAACCGGGAGUUGCUCAAGCAGUUGUUGGACAAAAAUUUCAUGAGCUGGGUGGAUCGAGAUUGAAUGUUAAGCUUGGGAUGAGAUGUGCUAAAAGACCACUCAUCGACCGUUGUCUAUUGAUUAGUGAUCUUCCAAGGAAAUUAAAUUUAGAAAUAUUUCAACUUUACCUAGAAAAGGUAUCAAGAAAGAACAAACCGAUAAUUAAAUUUGGAAGAGAUCCCACAAAAGCCAUGGUGGAGUACACAGAUUCUAUUAAAGAUAUUGAUGAGGUGAUCUCAAGAAUCGAAAAACAGAAACUUCAGAAUACAAAAAUCAAUGCAAAAAAAGUGUUUGAAGCCGACAAAAUCAUUGUUCAGAACUUGGACAAGAAUUUCACAGAGGAAAUGUUAAAACUAUACUUUGAAAAUUACGGCAGAAGCAGUGGAGGACCAAUAAAUGACAUGCAGUUAGACGAUAAAAGGUUGGCGGUAACUAUACAGUUUGGAAACUACACAGUGGUGAAAUCAGUACUUAGAAAGAAGCAUCACCUUCAGAAAAAAGAGCUAGAAGUGUGUCUAUACUAUGAUGAAAUUGGUGCACUUGUAUCAGAUGGCCAUCGAUGGACACCAGAUCCAAUACCAAUACCUGUUGACCCUGAACUUCUUAACUUUGUUCUUAUGACUCCGACUUUCAAUGACAAUAUGUCUCAUGCUGGAAUAGAAAUAGAACAUAACCCCGAUGAUCCUGGAAUUUUUAAAUUGCAUGCUGCUGAAUGUCUGGACCUCAAUGGCACCCAUGAUUGGGAAGAUCAUGCUGCAAGUAAUUACAAACAAUUCUUCACUGACACAUUUGACAAAAGGACAUUGGAAAUUGGAGAUGAAUGCUUUGAAGAAUUUCAGAAAUACUUAGAAACCGUAGAUACAGAAGGUGUGGAGCUAUUACCAGAUGAUUCAUCGCCAUCUCUGAUGAUUUUAGGGUUAAAAGACGCUGUCAAGAUUGUUUGGGAUAGGCUAUCACAUCAACUAAAAAUAAUGAAUGAUGAAAUUGAAAGGAAAAAAAAUAUAACUAAGAAAACAAAAACAUUUAAGCCAAUCAAGAUUAAGCAAAUCCAUUUGCUUAGGUUUGGGGAGGCUGCAAUGAGUAACUAUGGAGUUAAAAUGGUGGUGGAUGAUCACAAUAAUAUGGUUUCAUUUGAGGGACUUCUCGAUGACAUAAACAGUGCCAUGCUUGAUCUUUACAAAGAAUUGGAGAAUUUUGCAGAAGUUUCUUUUCUCCUUGAUGCUGAAAUUUGCAAAUUUCUGACAGACUUUUACGACAAGAUUAUAAGUGUACUUGAGAAUUAUAAUCAUCAUAUUACAUAUGAAAUAUAUGGAAAUCGAGUGACAAUAUAUUCUACCUCCGAUGGAGAUGCUACGACUGCAAAAUCCAGGAUUGAAGAAAUAAUCACACAUCACAAGUAUCCUCUUCCAAAUGAUAAAUUGAAAGUUAUGAUGUCGACUGAUGGACAAAAAUUGCUAGACGAUUUAAACUCUCCAAAUAUCGUAACAGUUGAAAUGAAAGUUUCUCAAGAGGUAUCCUGUAUAUCUAUCACUGGAAUUAACAUACCUGUUCAGGAAGCCAUCAGCCAAAUUGACCAUUUUCUAAUUACCAAUCAAAUUUUGGAGAAAAAGAUGAGCGUUGAAAGAGAAGUAAUUCGGUUAUUUGAAAAACAUCAUUCAGAAGAACUUUUUGCUGUUGAAUCAGCUCUGAAUAUGUACUUUGUAAAAUUUAAACCUAAUGAAGCAGACAGCUGCAUUUUUAUUAGAGGCAAUUGUACUGGUAUUGUUGAGGCUACGAAGAAAAUAAAUGACAUGAAAAGCAAGGUGCGGUCAGGCAAACAUUUGUUAUCCCAACAAGGGAUGGCUAAUUUCUUUAAAGAAGAAAAGGGCAGACUAGCUCUAGAGUCUGUGGAAAAUACAUGCACGUGUGUUAUCGAAUUUAGUGGCCGAGAUACCAGCACUGCAGCAAUGGAAAUACUGUUACGACACAAAAUACAAAAUGGUAUUGAGUUAAUAGUAUGCAAAGCAGAUAUGACACAAAUGAAGGUGGAUGUCAUUGUCAAUGCUGCAAAUGAAAAACUUCAGCACGCUGGGGGAUUAGCAAAAGCUAUUGUCGAUGCAGGAGGGAAAGAAAUACAGGAGGAAAGUAAAAUUAUAAUGGCAGCCCGUAAUGGUGUACCAAUUGCAUCAGGAGAGGCUAUUGUAACAGCUGCUGGUAGCCUUCCGUGUAAAAAGGUCAUUCAUACUGUCGGUCCAAAAUACUCAGAUCACCCCAAAACGCGGUCAAAACGGUUACUUAUGGAGGCAGUGACAUGUGCUUAUGAAGAAGCAGAGAAACUUGGACUUGCCUCAAUUGGAAUGCCUGCUAUUAGCUCUGGGAUCUAUGGUUACCCUCUUACACCUUGUACUCAGACGAUUCUAGAGGCAACAAAAGAGUACUUUAAUGAAAAUCCUCGAUCAAAAAUUCAGCAAGUGUACUUCCUAAGUAUUAUGAUGAACGUUUGCAAAGAAUUUGAAGCUAGCAUGAGAAUGGCAUUUAAAAUCAAUCAGGUGGAUAACGUCGCUGUCGCGAUUGACAACAAUUAUGUUGAUGAUGAAUACCUUGCAGAAGUUACUGCAAUGCAAACUAGCAGAAACCCAGGACUUACAAUAAAUAAUGAAGUUUUAACUACGAGAGAGGGUUUUCACAUUAGUCUUGUAAAGGGCAAGAUUCAGGAUUCAUGGGUUGAUGUUAUUGUCAACACAACUACACCUGACCUAAAUUUGAACACUGGCGGUGUCUCAUCAGCUCUUCUUAAAGCUGCUGGUAGCCAACUUCAACAGGAGUGUUAUCAGUGCAAAUCUACCAGAGGAAACAUUCGUUUGACACAUAUUGUCGAGACAGGUCCUGCUGCCCUCAACUGUCAGAAAGUAUUUCACACAUCAUCAAGGCCUUAUAAGGGACCAAGUUCAAUGCAGGACAUAAGGAAACUCCUUAAGAACAUAUUCUCAUCUGCAUCGAAGAUGAAGUCGAUUGCCAUUCCUGCUCUUGGUACUGGUAACCUAAAGUAUCCUGCUGAUGAGGUAGCAAAGAUUAUGUAUGAAGAGGCGAUUGCAUUCAGCUCAAAACAUCAUUCGCAUAGCUCCUUACGGGACAUCAAGUUUGUGGUGUUCCUCAAGGAUUCUAAAACGCUUCAGGCAUUUGAAAAUGAGCUUAAGAAUUUAAAAAAAGCCGGGAAAAAACUAAAAAAUUCACCGAAGCUGCUACGGGCAAAAGACGCAGUUGGUCACCGUGAAAAACGCUUUCGAAAAGUAAGUGAACUGUGUGCAGAAAUGAAGAUAGCUGGUAUAACUGUGACAAUACUUCAAGGAGACUUAACACAUAAUGAUGCUGAUGCUAUUGUAAAUAUAACAACAGAGGAUUUUGAUUUGAAUUGCGGAGCUGUCUCAAAAGCAAUCCUCAGAGCAGGAGGAAGAAGCAUUCAAACGGAAUGCUUAAACAACAUGAAACCCUCUCAGUAUGAGGUCUGGACAGGACCAGGUACAUUGCCUUGUAGCGGAAUUUGUCACGUACCAAAUACUGGCAAUCUAAAAUCAAUCAUUGUAAAUAGAGUACUGAGAACGGUGGACGUAUCAGGGAGAUCAUCAUUGGCAUUCCCAGCUAUUGGCACAGGAGCCGCUUCUAAAACACCUAGGGAAUCAGCUAUGUUCAUUUUGGAUUGUAUUGGUUCAUUUGCGAUAAAGUAUAAACCGACCAACUUGCGUGAUAUCAGAAUAGUCGUAUUUGAGGAAGCUAUGACUCGUGAAUUCAUAUCUGUAAUGGAAGAGACAGAGAGAAAACCAUUUCAACAGAGAAAUCUUCUGCAGAAGGGCUGGGCUGCCGUAAAGUCGUGGUGGGAAAGGGAAGAAGAAAUAACCAAUGAUUCUCAUAUUAAUCCAGCUGUUACCCUGAGAAUUUUGGCACUUCAUGAGGACCAAAUACAAGACGCAAAAGGCAGAAUACAAACUAUUAUAUCACAAGAAACGAAGGAAAAGGCAAUACACAACGAAGUGUUCAGUCGAUUCGCAAGAAGGCAUUUUAUGGAGUUAAAAGAGAUUGGUGUGAAACAUGGGGUUAAAAUAGAUAUGACUAAGGUACGGGCCAACGUGGUUAAGUUGCACGGCAGAACUACCAGUGUCAUGGAUGCCCAUGGUGGUAUCGUUGAACUCAUUAACAAGUUUCACGAAGAAGAAAUGGAACAUAAAGAAAAUGAGUUCAUUUUGAAAGAGGUUAAAUGGUAUUAUGAAAGUGAUGCAAAAGAGAUGAUAGAAUUUGACGAGGAAAUUGUGAUUUUGCUAGAAAAAGCUUACAAGAAGAAAAAAAGGACAGUGAAGUACACUACAACUAAAAAUUUCACAUACGAAGUUGAUUUUAAAUAUAUGGAAGAAAGAAAUUUAUCAUCAAAUCGGACUAAUGCUGUUGAACGUAAAGACCUUACUGUUGGGCAGAAUUUUCCUUCCACGUGGUUAACAAUGGGAUCAAGUGAAAAACUGAAAGUUGUGGAUCUUAGUCAAGGCACAGAAUACCAAAAUAUAAAGCAGCAGUUCAUUGCAUCAUUAUCUGGACAAAACACACAUAUACACAAGAUUAGCCGCAUUCAAAAUAUUGAGUUGUGGAAGCAAUAUGCUGCAAAAAAAGAAGCGUUUGAAAAAGCAAUUCCAGGUAAACAGGUUGAACAAAUUUUAUACCAUGGUACAGAUGAGUCUACAGUUAAAAACAUCAACCAAACUGGUUUCAACAGAAGCUAUGCUGGAAAAAACGCAACAGCAUACGGCAUGGGAACGUAUUUUGCAGUUACAGCCGGUUACUCUGCGAGCAACCAAUAUUCCAGACCAAACAUACAAGGACAAAAGCACAUCUUCCUAUGCCAUGUUCUCGUAGGAAGGUAUACCCAAGGAAAGCCAGGAUUAUUGGCACCACCACCUUUGCAGCCAAACUCUACUGACCUAUAUAACAGUGUUGUUGAUAAUGUUGCAAAUCCUGGAAUGUUCGUCAUAUUUAACGAUGUUCAAGCAUAUCCCAGCUACUUGAUUACCUUUACGUAGGCCUACAAGCAGCGUGACCACUCACAAUUUUUGAUAUACCCAAUGACUGGGUCGAAAUUACCCAAGAUUCAGCAAAAAUUGCUCAAAAUUA
Messenger RNA from Anneissia japonica, 6352 nucleotides. RefSeq names its product protein mono-ADP-ribosyltransferase PARP14-like. The coding region runs from base 1 to 6261 and encodes 2086 amino acids. Gene Ontology annotation, biological process: negative regulation of gene expression. Gene Ontology annotation, cellular component: cytoplasm; nucleus. The transcript is spliced from 21 exons. NCBI's taxonomy places the organism in Eukaryota, Metazoa, Echinodermata, Crinoidea, Comatulida, Comatulidae. The record is from RefSeq and is a predicted model, not a curated record. Gene Ontology annotation, molecular function: transcription corepressor activity; NAD+ poly-ADP-ribosyltransferase activity; RNA binding.